This is a messenger RNA of Seminavis robusta, 2682 nucleotides long. The record is from the annotation of a GenBank genome assembly. Lineage: Eukaryota; Bacillariophyta; Bacillariophyceae; Naviculales; Naviculaceae.
GUAUGCUUAGAGCUGUAGGCUAGGCUCUAGGACUAAAGUGACCUUGCACAUAAAUGACUAAGAAGAGCAAACCAGGAUUUUUACAGAAACUUCCUAACAACCAUCCAGAAAUGACUCUGCUCUGGAGUAUUUAUGUCUUUCUGAAAAACUGGCGAUGUUUAUCAUCACUUUUUACAAGUAAAUGACCCCUUGUUGCCUGUGCUUGUUUCUUGGUCAAGACCUGCAUGUUGUUGGCUUGUUGGCGUUUGUAGAUUGUAGACUGUCACUCAGCACUGUAGAGUCUUCUGCUUCUUGUACGAUCCCUAACUAGCAACACUCGAACCAUUGAUAACUGUGAUCUUACUCGAGCGGGGUUGCUUUCUUUUUCGAGUUCUUUGAGGUGCAGAGAUUGAUCAGUACCUGGCAGUGCCUGUCACAAAAAUGAAGCGAACGAACAUUUCCCCCUCUGUAGCGACCAUGGCGAUUCUGCCUCUAAUCCUGACUCUCUUGCUCUUGGUGGGAAGGACGAGUGCCCAUGGGUACCAUCGAGGAGGAGCCCAUGAUCAUUCCCAUGAACACCAUCAUCAUCAUCAUCAUGACGAGGAAGAAGAGGCAGCCACGGACAAUCUUCUACUAGAAAUCUCCAAUAUGGAACACAAGGACAAUAUCGAACCUUUGAGGAAUGGCUCGACACCGACGACUUUCGACAGAGCGGAGCUCGCUGUGGCUCUCAUGUUACUGAUGCAGACAGGGCCAAAGCAGACUCGGCCUUUCGCCAAUGGAAGAUUGCGCAUGACUGUACCGACGAUAAGUGUGAUUACCUCAACAAGAUGGUAAUGUCGCGGAGUUUUGUGACCAUUAACACAGUCUGGCACAACAUCCGAACGGACGCGGGGACGGAUUUUGCUUCUGAUCAGAUGAUUAUCGAUAGUAUGGAUGUGCUUAAUGCUGCUUAUUUGAGCGCUGGUUUCCAGUUUGAACUGACAUUCCAGCAAACUGUUGACAACACGAACUACUGGGAAGCUACUGCAGGUUCACAAGCCGAGUUCGACAUGAAGUCAAAUCUUAGAAUCGGUGAUUGCACCACCAUGAAUAUCUAUUCUAAUGGACAAGGCAGCAUCUUGGGUUGGGCAGCUUUUCCAUUUAAUUGUGAGGAUAAUAUGGUCUAUGAUGGGAUUGUUAUCAAUUACAAUACAAGUCCCGGAGGUACCGGAGCUCCCUUCAACGAGGGAGAUACUCUCGUUCAUGAGGUUGGCCAUUGGCUCGGUCUAUAUCACACUUUCGAGGGAGGGUGCUCUUCGUUUGGAGAUGGUGUGCUUGAUACUCCCGCGGAAGCCUCGCCUGAUUUCAAUUGUGAACAGAACCGGGACUCGUGCAAUGACGGGGGUGAUGCUGAUGAUGUUUCAAAUUUUAUGAACUAUUCGCCGGAUUCGUGCAUGGAUCACUUUACAAUCGGUCAAAUGGGAAGAAUGCAUACUUCGACUUCAGCCUGGCGAGUUCCUACGACUGCGGCUUCGGCGAAUGGUCGCCCCUUGCCACCCCAGGUGCCACCCGUAGCUUCAGCCUCUCGCCCCUUGCCCCCAGCUGCAGCGCCGACGGCUGUAGGCAGGGCUAACAAGGCUCCAGGAUCUACAUCCUCAGCGAAAGCGAAAGACGACACCGACAUCGAGGCAGCUGCGACAUCCGAGUUCUGCUUUUCCAAGCUUGCAACUGUGCCAGUUCAAUUCGCAGGCGCCACUGAAAUGAGCAAGUUGCGUAUUGGUGAUCAUGUCCUGACAUCAAGUGGGUAUGCGCCGAUCUACGGAUUUGCGCACGAUGACACGACAACUAAAGCCAGUUUUCUCCAGAUUUACACCGAAAACUCCAGCAAGAACCCUCUCGAAAUGACAGGAGAGCAUCUAGUCUAUUUGCCAAACCAAAGCAAUCCUGUCCGAGCAGACUCUAUUAAAGUGGGGCAUGUUCUCGCAAAUGAAGCCGACGGAGCACGGGUAACAAAGAUCGGGAAAGUGACGAGGGAGGGUUUGUAUGCGCCGUUGACUCCCGAUGGAACCAUUGUGGUCGACGGGAUUGUUUGUUCGUGCUACGUAUCUCUACAAACGGACGAAAAGGAGUAUGUUAGUUUGAAAGGAGGAUUCAGCACCGUGUUCUCCCAGCAUGUGAUAUCACACAUGUGGCUGGCUCCUGUGAGAAUGAUUUGCCUGGGGGUUUCCACUGAUCUCUGCGAUUCUUUCGAUGGUGAAAGCGGUAUGGCUCAUUUUGCUGAAUUGGGGUUUGCCAUCGCUCGUCAUGUUCAAAGGCAAAGCUUUCUGGUGCAAGUCAUUUCCCUCAUUAUCUAUCUGCUGGUCUUGGUGCCCUUGGUAGCCCUGGAAAGCAUCGCAGGACCUCGAUGGUCGAUCUGCGUCCUUGGUACAGGUAUCAUUGCAGCUGCGAUGCAAAGGACAACAGGCUUCCGCGUUCGUCUAUCCAUCAAGAAGAAGAUGGACUAGCUUGCUGCUGGAACACUGUAGCUUGGAUUCAAACAACAAUGUUACAAUAGGGACGCCGCUGGGCCGGGUGGCAUGAUGUUAGUAUUGGCAGCACUCACUGCCCCAAACUAGCUAUUUAGCAGGAACUUUAGAAUAGAGAAUAAUACACUGGCAUUUGCGGCUAUGUUACUUCGUUGCAGCACGCAACGACUUUCUCUCUCCUAGUUAGCACUGACCA